CCGUACGAAGUUGACGUUGGAUUUGAACGUUUCUUAGGGCCGGAAAUAUUUUUCAAUCCUGAAAUUGCGUCAUCUGACUUUUUAACACCUAUUCCCGAAGUUGUGGAUAACGUUAUUCAAAGCUGUCCAAUUGAUACUAGGCGUGGUUUAUACAAGAAUAUAGUUCUUUCGGGCGGUUCAACAAUGUUUAAAGAUUUUGGCAAACGCUUACAACGAGAUAUAAAACGUGUAGUCGAUGCACGUGUUAAGAGAAGUGAAGAAUUAAGUGGUGGCACCUUAAAGGCGACAUUAAUAGAUGUUAAUGUAAUCUCCCACAAGAAGCAACGUUACGCGGUUUGGAGUGGGGGUUCUCUGCUUGGGAGUUUGCCGGAAUUUUACUCUUAUUGCCACACAAAAGCAGAAUACGAAGAGCAUGGUCCGAGCAUCUGCAGACAUAAUAGA
Molecule: messenger RNA, 441 nt
Organism: Dentiscutata erythropus
Lineage: Eukaryota; Fungi; Glomeromycota; Glomeromycetes; Diversisporales; Gigasporaceae
Source: the annotation of a GenBank genome assembly